AUGUGGUUCUCACCGUCAUCUGUCUCAGCCGGGACGGUAGCCAUCACCCUCAUGCUGUCUCACCAGGCCACGGCAAUAGAGGGUGGUUCAGACCAGCUGAGCUCAUACUUGGCCGCACAUCCAGUCCCGACAAAGUCUGCCGGCCCAACAAUCAAUAGCAACGACACAAUUGCUCCGAAACUCGCCGACUUGGCACUCAGUCAAUGCCCAGCUGGAUGCGAUGAGUCGGGGUCGAAUCCAGGAAACUGGACUCUGUAUCCCCGACUAGGUCGGCUAUCGAUAUGUAAUGAGACUAUGCUACUCGAUUUCACCCUCUACAAUUCUUUGCGCAGUGACGAGACUAUUCGCGCUUGCACCGCCACUUCCACAGUAGGUGCAAGCAGCGCCGGCAAUACCACCAAUGACGGAUCUUGUCUACCUAACGGCAGCUUGACCCAGGUCCAAGAGUCACUACAGCUGGCUUUCAAUCACACCAGCAUUCCAGCCACACUGGAGGAUUUUGAGGCCGCGUCGAAACAACUCGCCGCUGCGUUGUCUCAACGAGACUCGAACUGCACCGAUGUCACCUCCUUCUCCUACUCCAACUCGGUCGCUCUCGGGCUCUUUGCCGGACCUGGAGUCCAAGACAUCUCGGCAUCCGUGCUACAGCAGUUCAUCAAGAAGAUCAAAGGCACCGGUUUCUCCAACAGCGUAGUUGCGCAACUAUGUGUCAAGGACGGCCGAAGCUCCAAAUACAGCUUUGGCAUUGCUGCGAGCGGAGAUCGCGAUAUACCCUUUGUCCAGGAUGCUGUAGCCACCUGGGCAUCUGGUGAAUGCAUCACUUCCUACGACAACGCAGAACCUUGGCAGGCCAUCACAUUGUCGGUGCCAGAUCUUCUCAGCAAUGGCACGGCUGGAAACAGCACUGCCGGCUUGAGAAACAGUACUGCUGGCACUUUCCCGUUGACACCUCGCAACUCCAACAUCUUUCAUCGACGAGCUCCGUGUUCGACUAUUCAGGUUGUCUCAGGGGAUAGUUGCUCAAGUUUGGCGGCGGAGUGUGGCAUUUCUCCCUCUGACUUUACUACUUACAACCCAAGCCCCACAUUUUGCUCCUCUCUGCAGGUGGGACAGCACGCCUGCUGCUCAGCGGGCGAGAUGCCCGACUUCCGCCCACAACCUAACCCGGAUGGAACCUGUUUCUCACACUAUGUCGAGCCCGGCGAUAGCUGCUCUGCCUUGGGAGCAGCCAACAGUCUGACCAACGCUGAGAUAGAGAGCUUUAACACUGAAACUUGGGGCUGGCAGGGCUGUUCCAACGUGCAAGCUUUUCAGAACAUUUGCCUGAGUACUGGUGCACCUCCUAUGCCGGCUCCUAUUACCAACGCCAUCUGUGGUCCGCAGAAGCCCGGAAGUACCCAGCCUGGACCGGGUAUUGCUCUUGCCAGCCUGAAUCAAUGUCCUCUUAAUGCUUGUUGUAACCGGCAUGGCCAAUGCGGUAUCACCAAAGAGUUUUGCACCAUUUCCGAGUCGGCAACAGGUGCACCCGGAACAGCGGCUCCGGGCGAAAAUGGCUGUAUUUCCAACUGUGGGACUGACAUUGUUGUUGGAUCAGCUCCAGCUCAGGCCAUGAGCAUAGGCUACUUUGAAGCCUAUAAUCUGGACCGUCCAUGCUUGAACAUGAAGAUUUCUGCCAUGGAUCUGGAACCGUAUACGCAUAUUCAUCUGGCAUUCGGUCAUGUCACCACGAGCUAUGCCAUAGACGUCAGCCAUAUUGACAUCCAGUGGCAACUUUUCAAACAAAUUUUUGGGCCCAAGAAGAUUCUGUCUCUGGGCGGCUGGAGUUUCUCUACUGAAGGGCCUACGUAUCAAAUUUUCCGGGACGCUGUCAAGCCAGGCAAUCAGGAUACGUUUGUCGCCAACAUCGUCUCGUUUAUACAACAGCAUAACCUGGAUGGCAUUGAUAUAGACUGGGAAUAUCCUAACGCACCAGACAUUCCCGGAAUUCCACCAGGUACUGCCGCAGAUGCAGCGAAUUAUCUCACCUUUUUCGGAAAGCUGCGAGCAGCUCUGCCUUCCGGCAAGUCGGCCUCAUUCUGCGCACCGGCCUCAUUCUGGUACCUCAAAGGCUACCAUAUCGAGGAAAUGGCAGCCCUGGCCGAUUAUAUUGUUUACAUGACUUAUGAUCUCCACGGCCAGUGGGAUUAUGCCAAUAAGUAUAGCAUCGACGGCUGUCCCGCAGGUGAUUGUCUGCGUUCUCACACUAAUCUCACCGAGACCCUCGUGGCUCUGUCCAUGAUCACCAAGGCCGGCGUACCGUCCGGCAAGCUUGCUGUUGGCGUCACGAGCUAUGGCCGCUCGUUCCAAAUGACAACACCUGGUUGCACUGGUCCCCUGUGCACAUACACGGGUGGAGUUUCCGGGGCAUAUCCUGGACCAUGCACCGGCACUGCAGGUUAUAUCUCCAAUGCCGAAAUUAAUGCCAUCCUUGGGGGAACUGGAACCUGGAAGACACAAUCUGGAGCUCUACAGCCAAUUUCAUCCUACUCGUCAUAUUUCGACAGCGACAGUCAAUCGAACGUUGCUGUGUACGAUUCCACGCAAUGGGUCGCCUACAUGGACGAUAGCGUCAAAGCCGAUCGGAAAGCCCUUUACGGAGGCCUCAAUUUUGCGGGAAUUGUCGAUUGGGCAAUCGAUCUACAAGGUUUCAAUGGUGAUACCAUUGGUUCUGGUGCCUCUUCCAACAUUGUCUAUCCUCCACCAAGUCUCUGGACCUCGCCUAACCCGUUGGUGGGCUGCAAACCUCCAUGCAUUUUUGUUUUCCCACCAUAUCCACUGGGUGUCACUCACACGGUGAACUGGCCAGCUCUGACCACGACUCUCUUAUCUUCUGGAGCAGGAGGUGUCUACGUGAAGACAACCACGAUUCCCGUCCCAGCUUUUACCAUGACCGACGUCAGUCUCCAGCCCCUGACAUUGAAAUCUACCGACACGGCAAGCUACAAAAUCAACCCAGUCCAGAGUAUCACCCCAUCAUCUUUCGUGUAUACUCUCCCUCCGAACCACGCUACCUUCCCCGUCACUACUCCAACACCAGGGACGUCUACUGGCACGAGUACACCAUUGAUCAUCAUCCCCCCUGUCACAUUCCCCACAACAUCUUUUCCCGUCACCAUUCAACCUCAGCCAACCUUCUCGGUGGACUAUCCUGACCCACCUACUCCAUUGCCACCUGUUACCGUCCGACCCACUCCUAUUCCUCCCGUCAGUUGCACGGGGCCUGGAUGCGGAACUCGCGACUGUGGCAUCUUCGGUUGUAAACCAGGCUGCGGACUGUUUGGCUGUGAUGGUGGAUGCGGAAUCUUUGGCUGCGGUGGAGGUUGUGGCGUCUUUGGUUGCGUGCCCGAUUGCCCUCUUGGUUCUUGUGGCGGCGUCGGUUGUCUUAUUCCAGGCGGAUGCGGAAACACGCAGGGUCCCGGCGGCACUGAUGGCGGCGACAAUGACUGUGAAACUCCUGUGACCGCAUCGGCUUGCACAUAUGUUGUAACCAGCUACAAGGCUUGGUACAUGAGCUCGUCCACGCGAACAACAGAGACUAACUGCGCGACGAGUACUGCCUGUAAUGGGCAAGAUACGGCAACGACUACAACACCCGGUAGUCCGCAAUGCUCGGUGGACCCCGAUGUCGAGGCGGCCUGGUCUUUUGGACAGGCAGCUGAUAAUACGGUGAUCAACGGGAAGCAAAUCCCGUUAGAAUACGUCCCAACCAACCCGCCCGGCUACGAUGGUUCAGCUUUCACCUUGACACAAUUUGGCUUGACGAACACUAUCACAGUUAUCGCAACCUCCACUGAGACGGUCAACCCGACCACGACUAUAACAGUGGUGGUGGAGCCGACCCUGCGGGCCGACUGUGCUUCCUGGAUCACGGCAGGGGGCUACUGGACGUUCCAAGUCUACAACAUCGACGGCUGGAGCACCGACGGUGGCGCUAGUCUGAAAUCAGAAGAGCGGGGCUGCUUCCGAUCUACUUCAACUUGCCAUUCUUGA
Endocarpon pusillum Z07020 is the source of this 4029-nucleotide messenger RNA. RefSeq lists its product as uncharacterized. Gene Ontology annotation, molecular function: hydrolase activity, hydrolyzing O-glycosyl compounds; chitin binding. The record is from RefSeq and is a predicted model, not a curated record. NCBI's taxonomy places the organism in Eukaryota, Fungi, Ascomycota, Eurotiomycetes, Verrucariales, Verrucariaceae. The coding region runs from base 1 to 4029 and encodes 1342 amino acids. The transcript is spliced from 7 exons. Gene Ontology annotation, biological process: carbohydrate metabolic process.